GUAAGAAGAUGGCGGUACAAUGGUGGUUGACGGUGCCGAUGGUGCUUUGUGGUGAUAGUCGUUAGUUCUUGCAGAACCACCGACGCGUUAAUCAUUCAUUUAAUAGUGUAAAGCGCUCUCGAAUUUCGCGAGAAAUAUAAUCAACAAACACACUUAUAAAAUCCAGUUUACUCGUUAAAAAAAGUGUUUUAAAAUUAAUUGUCGCGUGUGCUAUUGACAAAUAUUGUCUUUUCUAAUUUGAAACGUACAUGGAAUGCUCGCGUAAAUUAUACAGUAUAUAAAAUAUUAAUUUUUUGAAAAAUUGAUUAGUAAUAUACAAUUAAUAUCUCCGUAAUGAUGCAAAGAUCAUCUGCUGCUCAUCAAUUAUUUUCUAUCUUUAUCAAUCAUAUAAUCAGCAAUUAUAUAUAAGUGUACGUUCAAUACGAAUUUGAGUGAUUUUGGGUCUGCGUAGGUGUUGCGUCGCGCUGAGCAUACUCGGGUGAUGAGAGACGGAUCUGAAAAUGAGGAUAGACCUGGUGGAAGUUGAAGUAUCGACGGAGGAGGAGUGCUCGCCCAUCGCCACCGCCGUCGCCGCAGUGGAUAGCAGCAGCAUGGACAGCAGCCCGGACGAUUACGACGGAGUCGAGGCUGAACUGACAAGCCUCUCCUGGUUGCAAUCGUUGGACAUUACCAGCGCGUCCGGUUUGCCGACGCCGCCUUGUUCGCCAUCACCACCGCCGGUCGCCCGUCAACCCCCGAAGAAAUUGUCGCCCUUGAUCAAGGCCGAAUUGGAUCUCGCGGAAAAUGCCGACAAGUAUCGCACGGAUCCCGAUGCGAAGCCGCCGUUCUCUUACGCCACCAUCAUUUGUCUCGCUAUGCGCGCCAACAAUAAUAAGGUCUCCCUUUCCAACAUCUAUGCAUGGAUUCGAGAGAAUUUCCUGUUUUACAAAUACGCCGAUCCAGCCUGGCAGAACUCGAUUCGGCACAACCUUUCGCUGAACAAGUGUUUUGUCAAACUACCUCGUUCCAAAGAUGAGCCAGGCAAGGGUGGUUUUUGGAAGUUGGAUCUCGAAAGAAUGGAAGAGGGCAAACGGUCCAGGCGUCGCUCCGCGAUCUCGCAGCGAAUUCGCAACUCCAAGAGGCAAUCCUUAUCCGCGACGACUUCGACGACGACGACGGCGACGACGAUAACGACGGCAGCAACGACGCUCAAUGCUCUUCAAAACAGCUGCUCGCCGCCCACCAGCUGUCUAUCCAGCACCCUAUACGAGACCCCGCCUAGUAGCGUGUCGCCCCCGAUUCCGGACAGUCUGUCGGAAGUGCCGGAAUCGACGCAAGUGAGCCUGAGCGAGGACGAUAUCACGAGCCUGCUAAUCGCUGAUUGGGACGAGAAUAAUCAACUGGAGCUCCUCGAUCUCUUGGACACCCUCUAAACCGGGCCAAGGUGACUCUCUUUCUCUCUCUCGCAAAUGCCUCUCAGGAAUCAUUGGCGAAACACACAAAUGUUCUCGUCCCUCCUUUACGUCUCCUCCUCCGACUUCCUGUUCCAUUCGAUCGACGCAAAUAAUAGCGGGUUUUUUUUUUAAGAUCGACCUGAAACAAUAUAAAUUUUUAAUUCUAUCGGAUCCUCGCGAUAACUCUUUUAUAAAUCAUAAUUGCGCGAACAAUUAAUUAUGUAAUUAAACAUUUACACUCAAGACGGUUUCAUCUAAUCGUGCGUUAAGAACAGACAUAUCAUUCUCGUUAAUUAAAGCGCGAUUAAUUUACAAUCGAAACGUUGAGAGGAAAGGUAAGGAAGAAACACCAAAUAAUAAUAAUAAAUAAAAGCAAUUUUUUUUCUUCCUUGAUAGUGAGCUGAUUCACAGAAAGAUGAAACCUCGCGCAAUUUCAGUGUGCCUAUAACGAGAUUGUCUUAACACGCCGUCCAAUCAUGUUAAAAACAUGUUAUAAUAUAUAACGUAUAUAAGAAUAUUCUGUUGUUGCCGAAAGUGUGGCCGAUAGUGUGGCAAACAUAUAUUAUAAUUGAUUGAAGUAUUAUUAGAUUACGCCGUGAAAUAUUCGCCGUGACCGGCGAUAUGAUGAGGAAUAUCAGUGCGUUUUCGAUAUACAAAUUUUAUAUAUCUAUAAGCAGCAAUAAUGAAAAAAAUUCGUCGU
This is a messenger RNA of Nylanderia fulva, 2133 nucleotides long. NCBI's taxonomy places the organism in Eukaryota, Metazoa, Arthropoda, Insecta, Hymenoptera, Formicidae. The record is from RefSeq and is a predicted model, not a curated record.